CAACUGUUGUGUGACGUGAUGAUUGUGGCGGAAGAUGUCGAAAUAGAAGCUCAUCGUGUGGUCCUGGCAGCCUGCAGCCCCUACUUCUGUGCAAUGUUCACAGGUGACAUGUCUGAGAGUAAAGCCAAGAAGAUUGAAAUAAAGGAUGUGGAUGGGCAGACGCUAAGUAAGCUGAUUGACUACAUCUAUACAGCUGAAAUUGAGGUGACCGAAGAGAACGUCCAGGUGCUGCUUCCAGCAGCCAGCUUGCUACAGCUCAUGGACGUUCGGCAGAACUGCUGUGACUUCCUGCAGUCUCAGUUGCAUCCCACCAAUUGCUUGGGCAUCCGUGCAUUUGCAGAUGUGCACACCUGUACUGACCUUCUGCAGCAGGCCAAUGCCUAUGCAGAGCAGCACUUUCCAGAGGUGAUGCUGGGGGAAGAAUUUCUUAGCCUAAGUCUGGACCAGGUGUGCAGCCUGAUAUCCAGUGACAAGCUGACUGUUUCUUCAGAAGAGAAGGUGUUUGAAGCUGUGAUUUCAUGGAUCAAUUAUGAGAAAGAAACUCGUUUAGAACACAUGGCAAAGCUUAUGGAGCAUGUCCGGCUUCCUCUCUUACCUAGGGAUUACUUGGUCCAAACAGUUGAAGAAGAAGCUUUGAUAAAGAAUAACAACACCUGUAAGGACUUCCUCAUUGAGGCCAUGAAAUACCAUCUGCUCCCUUUGGAUCAGAGGCUCUUGAUUAAGAACCCAAGGACCAAGCCCAGGACUCCAGUCAGCCUCCCCAAGGUCAUGAUUGUGGUUGGCGGCCAGGCACCCAAGGCAAUCCGCAGUGUGGAGUGCUAUGAUUUCGAGGAGGACCGGUGGGAUCAGAUUGCUGAGCUUCCCUCCAGAAGGUGCAGAGCAGGUGUGGUGUUCAUGGCUGGCCAUGUGUAUGCUGUGGGUGGGUUCAACGGUUCACUGCGUGUGCGAACAGUAGACGUGUACGAUGGCGUGAAGGACCAGUGGACGUCCAUUGCCAGCAUGCAAGAGCGCACACUGGGUGCGGCAGUGCUCAAUGACCUGCUCUACGCAGUGGGAGGCUUUGAUGGCAGUACUGGCCUAGCAUCGGUGGAAGCCUACAGCUACAAGACCAACGAGUGGUUCUUUGUGGCCCCGAUGAACACACGGCGGAGCAGUGUGGGUGUGGGCGUUGUGGAGGGGAAGCUGUAUGCUGUUGGAGGUUAUGACGGGGCCUCUCGCCAGUGCCUGAGCACCGUGGAGCAGUACAACCCAGCAACCAAUGAGUGGAUCUAUGUGGCAGACAUGAGCACCCGCCGCAGUGGCGCAGGGGUUGGGGUGCUCAGUGGACAGCUGUACGCCACAGGUGGGCAUGAUGGACACUUGGUGAGGACGAGCGUUGAGGUUUAUGAUCCUGGAACAAACACCUGGAAGCAGGUGGCAGACAUGAACAUGUGCCGGCGCAAUGCAGGAGUCUGUGCAGUGAAUGGGCUCCUGUAUGUUGUUGGAGGAGAUGAUGGGUCUUGUAACUUGGCUUCAGUGGAAUACUACAAUCCUGUCACCGACAAAUGGACGCUGUUGCCAACCAACAUGAGCACAGGAAGGAGCUACGCAGGUGUUGCUGUAAUUCACAAGUCCUUAUGACCCAAACUUCAACUGCCAGGAGGUGGAGGAAAGAGCUGGUGCCGUCUGUGACUUGCAAUAGCGGGGCCAUGAAGAUGGGACUUAAUUUGCUGGGAGAGUCUGCAGCGGUGCAAGAACUUCCUUCCCCUGACUUGGCAGACUGGCGUCAUCCAUCACAGCGUGGAUACCAAUGACCUACCUCCUGCUCCUCGAGGUGCUUUGGCCUCUGCUCUGAGCAGUGGGGUUCCUGAUAGCUCCAGCAGCACCUUUGAACUUUCGUUUUUGAUGUUUCUACAGGGACAGCAGAGAGCUUGGUGUGUGUGUGUGUGUGUGUGUGUGUGUGUGUGUGUAUGUGUGUGUGUGUGUGUGUGUGUGUGCGCGUGCACACAGAUGUGUAGAACAUGGUGUUUUACUCAUUUAGGGGGGUGGGGAUGUGUGAUAGUCUACUGGGUUUCUUUACUACUGAUCCUUUUACUAUGCUAAAAGUCAAAUCACAGAAAUUUCUCUUCUGGAUUUGCCCCAUGGGGACCCUGAGACUACUCAUGCUGCUGUAUUCUGGAAGUCCAGGUGGAGAGGUUAGGAAUGUCUAGAGAUGACCGGUGGAAGGGGCAGUCCUCCGAUCAUGUCCAUGUUCAUGACUUGACUACUGUGACUGCAGAAAAGCUGGGGUGUUUUUGAAGCUGUGCCAUGAUCUCUGUGUACUGGACUAGGGAACAGACAGGUUAUUUGUGUUCCUUCGCUGGCCACUCUGCUUUGGGUUUUUCUUCAGGAAGCAGAUGAGAAUUGAUCAGGCUUCGUAUCAAGGCCACUGGUCUUUGCUGUCACAGAUUCCAGGUUUGGGAGAGUUUGUGCCUCUUUGACGUGGAACACUAGCUCUUCAGAGAAGUCCUGGGUAACAUACUGGAGAAAAAAAAUACACAAAAAAUAGACCAAAAAACCAAGGAUUUAGUUCUUGCCCAUAACGGCCUCAGAGAGGGAUCCUACUUCUGGUUUUUUCCAGGGCAGGACAGUCCUCAUUUAUUAUUAUUCAAGCAUAAUUAUUUAUAGUACCAUUUUGCUCUCAAAAAUGUUCUAGUUUGGAGGAUAAGUAAAAGGUCAUUCUCCCUCCAAAUGCAUGGAUGAGUUUGUUCCUGUGUUGAGAGGGGUCACGUGUGAUUCACAUGGAGAUAGAUGACUUCAAAGGAAUAUAUUAAGUGGAGCUGGUCCUUGGCACUUUGUGAUGAUGGUCAAAUCUGAUAUCUUUUGUCUUCCUUUUGUUAUGCUUUCCCCCUGUUCCAGGGUCUGUGCCCUCUCCCCAGCCCCUAUAAUACCCUCUUCCCCCUUUGCUUCUCCUGUGGCCCUGGAUCUGAGAUCAUUCCCAGGGAUACUUAUAUUUUAUAAGAGGAGCUUGAUGAGAGCUUCGCUGAAUCACAAGUAAAAAUGAUAGAUGAUAGAACUUCAAACACCUGGGGGUAGGUAUUUGAGGGCACAUAGAGUCAUUUGCAUAAAGCUGUGCUAUUCAUAAACUCGCACAUCGCUUAUGUUGAUUUCUGGCAUAAAGGAGGGAGGCCGUGUGUCUGGAGAACAGUCUCAUACUUUGGGUGCUGAAGUUUAACUCUCAUGUCAGGGUCUACCUAUGGGAUGCUAAGGAGCUUUAUAAAUCCUGAUGUUGGAGUUUUGAUGUAGCUGGGCUGCUUUCAAGCAGUUACUACAGGAAAUUGGUGUUCCCCACUUCUUUACCUAUCCCUCAGCUUGAAACCCAGAAGUCUUCCCAGCUAGUUGGGCACUUAGUGUAUUUACUGUAUAUUUAUUGUGUACCAAAUGUGCAACUCUUUUGAAGAUGAAACUUCUGUUUAGCACACAGAAUUUUUAAUAGCCUUGGGAAGAGGUUAAAAUGCCCAGCCUUUGUGGACCCAGAAGUAUCUCCAGAGGAAUCAAUACGCUUUAGCUGGAUUCUGUGAUGUCACCAAGCAGUAGGGAUGACUGAUUUCAGAACACUGGCUCUAAAGCAGAAGCUGAAUGGAAUGAACUUUUGUCACACAUGUCCUCCCUCCCUCUCUGAGGAAGUUUUGGGACUGAUUUGGUUGUGUGGAGGUUAUGAAGUUGGGAGUUGGGAUCUGACAUAUGCUAUUUGUACAAGCUCUUGAUUUCAGAUGAAAGGUGAAUUCCUCAUCCUCUCCCCAACCACUAAGAAGCUGGACUUUCAUGCUUAUGUAGGGAAGGCUAUUUUCUGUGUGUUGUCUUCCCAUAAAGGGUCCUUACCCUGAAAGCUAGCCAGCCAUGUUUUCUGCUUUUCGAUUUUUGCCAUUGGACCUAUCCUUCUGGGAAACUCUGCCUCUGCUGGUUGUGCUGCUGAGGCCAUGUUCAUUCCAUCCUCAUGUGUACUUUCUCGGGGGGACUAGAACACUGGUAUGUCAUCACCAAAAAGCCAAUCUACUCUAGUUGUCCAUAGAUGCCAUCCAAAAACUGCUGUUUCUUCAUCACCAGGUACAAUUCUUUCUCCACAGUGACUUUCUACACAACAGAUUUGUUUUCAAGUCUGUGCUGGUCACAUGGUGGAUGAAACCUGCCCCCUCCACUCCUGUUAGGGUGGCCACAACUGCUUGUGAAUAUAGCUUUGCCAGUGGCAUAUCUAAAAUCUGAUUACAGUGGUGAAAUGGAAUUGAGGCCCAAGGUUAGUAGCAGCUUAGACACCACUUGGAUUCUGAUUUGGACAACAUAGAAGUUGGAUUCUGAAUUCCAAAGUUAUUUCUCGUAAGUACCCAAUGGCAUCUCUCCAUCUAAAAAAUUGCAGUAUUAUGCAAAUGAAAGUGACCUCAUUUUCUGCUAUGCAAUGAGAAUUCUUAAUUCUAUUUCAUGACAAGCCAGUUGCAAUAUCCCCUAAGAUGCUUUUUAAGCUAUCUUACUUUGAUAUCUGUUGUGUAAUGUUUGUAUAUUUCUGAGCCAGAUCUUUUCAAAGAUUGCCUUUUUAUAAAAUUGAAGCUAUAGCUUUCAGGCUAAAAUUUUAAUGUAGAUAUUUUUAUAAGAUAAUUUUCAAGAUAUAUUUGAAUUGCUUUUUAUUGUCUGUGAUUAUGAAAUGUUACGUUCUGUAUGUCAUUCAUUCUCAAACAUAGUUCAUGCCUGCAGCUAUCUUCUCUCUUUAUUUCUCAUCCUCCAAAAAUGGAUUUUUCAGUAGCUCCAGGUACAUGAAUCUUUUUCACAUGGAAUUUCCUUUUUUAUAUCAUAUUCAAGGGAGACUGCUUCAUUUAAAAUCCCAGUUGUGGAUGUUUCUUGAAUAGCUAGAGACUAAUGUUAAGCUUGACUCAACACUUA
This is a messenger RNA of Tupaia belangeri chinensis (Chinese tree shrew), 4890 nucleotides long. RefSeq names its product kelch like family member 3 (gene KLHL3). Gene Ontology annotation, biological process: renal sodium ion absorption; monoatomic ion homeostasis; protein K48-linked ubiquitination. Gene Ontology annotation, cellular component: cytosol. NCBI's taxonomy places the organism in Eukaryota, Metazoa, Chordata, Mammalia, Scandentia, Tupaiidae. The record is from RefSeq and is a predicted model, not a curated record. Gene Ontology annotation, molecular function: protein binding.